GUUGAAAGCGCCUUGUCCGACAAAGAAACGUCGGAAAGUGCUAGAGCCGGCAAUUCCUGAUGUGGAGGAGAUUUUCUCGGAGAUGCAGUUGAAAGCGCCAGACCCUCCAGCCAUUGAGGACAUUGAUUUGGAGAACUUGGACGAGGGCAACUUGUAUGCAAGCGAUGAGGAGAAUGGUCCACGCCGGCAGCGUGCUCAACAUCAGCGGACAUGCAAGACUAAGACCUUGUCGCAAUCCCAGGUUCAGAAGAAGAUGUUUGGUGACUGGCUAGCCAAGCGUGGUCUCACAUACGAGAGAUUUCGGGCCAUGCAUCAGGCCCAUUGUCUGGUGAAGUCGGCUGCUUCGUGUGUGGAGGGUGGGUUUGUGAGUUUCAAGGACAAGUUGCUGUCCAAGACUGAGAUCAAGUGCACUGCUUGCCAGACCCUUGUGGACAUGCAUGUUACAUCUGUGGAUGACUUCAUCUCACAUACAGAGACUCUUUCUGUAGUAGCUGUCGACAAGGCAGGGCAGGAGGCGCAGAAUGAGCCAAGGAACCACCCGCGCCAGACUGAAGAGGAGGAGAUUGAAGCCUGCAUGAAGUACUUGGGCCAAUUCCCAGAGAUUGAGGCGCUCACAAAAACAAUGCCCAAUGUUCCUGGUAUCAGGCUCUUUUACAGAUGCUUGAUUUGCAAGACACGGCGCCAGAAGGACGGCAAGCUCAACAAGUUGGGGAGACCCAAGUUGAAAUCCGUUCAACAUUUCCUGGAACAGCAUUUUGACAGCAACACUCACGUCAAGAAUAUGAGAGCAGCACACCAAGCUGCCGCAGAUCAAGACGGUUCCGCUGAGACUGACAGCCAAACUUGCAAGGGCUAUUGCGCGAGUGAUCCCAAAAGUACUGGAGCCUUGAAAUCAUAUCUUGAGGACUUCAAAAGAUGGACACAUUUCACGAGUCUUAGUGAAACAGCAUCGCACAAGUACUACACUGACCUCACUUCAGAUAGUUGGUACAUCAAGAGCAAGAAUUGCCUAGGCAACUUUUCAAGUCCUUCAUUGUGUUGCUCGGCAUGCAACAUACUGGGCGACGCGAGGAAAGGAGUGGUCAGGUAUGUGAGCCGCUUUUCCUUCAAGUACAAUGCUGCGACUUUGCUCAGCAAACGGAUGUUCAGCCUGGAGGACGAGGCCCAGAAGUUCUUGACAAGCCUCGCUGAGACAACCUUUGGCAGAGUUCAUGUGAAAAGGUGGAAAAGAAUAUCUGACUUGCAGACACACCAACUUCAAAAGUGUGUGCGGCAGAUGUGGCAGAAGAACCAAGUCCAAACGGAGACCCCAGCAUUUGAGGUCUUUCGCUCCUCAGUGGUGGUGCCGUGUCUGAGUGUGCAGAGCAAGUCCAUCAAUGAGAGGAUGACCACACUUUUUGCAGGUUUUGCAAACGCGUUGUCUUCAGAAGAUAUGACUGAGUUGCAGCAGGUGAACUUCCAAAUUGCGCAGGCGGCCAUUGGUGGCCAGCUCGACCGGAAUCCGCUGAUUCAAGGCAUCCUGGUUCAGUGCCUUCGGAAGUUGGAUAAGGAGGGCAGGGGUAUCAACACUCUUCGAGGGAGAAGAGGUGCCUGCACAGACACGGAGGUAACAUUGAUAGAGGACGCAGCCAUGACGCUGACCAUGGCUUCUUGCAACAGAGCUCUAGCCCAGGAGAUGGGUCAGAAUGCCACGGCCCCACGGUUGAAAGUUGAGGAGCUUCCUGAGGCAUACUCGCUUCCAAAUCCAAGCUUAGCUAUCGACUUCCCCGACCAAUUCGCCAACAACUUGGAGCUGGUAGACUCACAAAUUGGGAAGCAAUCUUCAGAUCCUCGCUGCAGGCUGAUCAUGGCCAUCGACCACACAUAUCUUCUCAAGUGCUUUGUCCAGGGACGUAUCAGAGGGGAAGCCGGUAUGCUCGGAGGUCCUUGGCACUAUGAUGACUCUUCUGCUGCCUUCAUGAAGUUCAAUGAGAUGCCGGACAACGCGUUGAAGAAGGAGAAGGCCGGACUGAUGUUGGAGUGCCUGGUAUGGUCGCCCUGGGCACCAGUCAGGCAGUGCUUCUCGGUCAACAGUGUCCCCAUGACUCUGGCACGUCGAAAGAAGGAUUCGGCAGACACCCUUACCAAGCAGGGGAACUUAGAAAUGCUGCACAUUGUCUCCAGAUUGUUGGGAUCCGGUGCCCACUUGGUGAAGGGCAUCACUUUUGAUGCUCAUAUGUCGCAUGCAUACUUCAAGGAAGCCCUUUUUGGUUACUUUGAGACAGCCAAGAAGGAGGAGUUGCCAUUGUCUGAGCUACCGUUCUUUUGUGAGGUGGAGUACAUUCCCUUGCCGAGCCACGCGCUGCCAAGGUUGCCCAUGAACCUGUGCCGCUACAAAGGUGAGUUCAUUUGGCCCUUGCCUGGCAGUUGUCACGCUGCGAAAUGUGCGGCAGGGCAACUGAACUCGCCCUUGCGAUGCUUGAUGUUCGGACGCUUUGUAGCAGACAGCUCCCAUGCAAGAUCCUAUGGGCUACCUCCGGCGGCCUACGCCAGGAGCGAGCCUAUGAGUGACUGGCUCCACGCAAUGCUGUACAACCCGUACUACACUGUGCGUUCACCAGAUAUUCUCACCGGUGAAGCAGACGUCCCUUGGCAACUGCGGGGAUUUUUGGUAUUCAACCUGACGGUAGCGUUGUGUACAGCCGUGACAAUGCACAGAACAAUGGCAGUGGUUGAGCGCUGUCAGAACGCCAUGUGUGGCUUUCUGCUCAUCGACCUUUUUGGCAUGCUGGCCAACUUGGAGUGCUCAAAGCGAUCUUUACCACGAGGAUCACUGUCAAUGGCACCGCAGACGGCUCGCAAUCUACAAUCUGUUGCCUUGAGUGUCAUCGGAGUAUGUGCUACAUUGGGCAGCCAGAGAAGCCCGUGGCAAUUGGGCCACAAUCGCAUGACGGAAUUACCGAUCGAGGAAUGGUUUGGCAGGCUCCGGACACAGAUGGCGAGUGCGCAAUUUAGCGUCAGAGCCUUUUGGCAGGCCGCAGCGCGCCAGAUGAUCAAGCAGCAGAGGUGCAAACCAGAGAAGGAGAAAAAGGUUGGCAGCAUUCCCCCUCCCUCGCCUGAGCUCUCGCCCAGUGACUUCUUCGAAGCCAGCGAGAAAGCGCUUAGUUCAGCAUACCGCUUUGUGGCUUUCUGCGCUGGAAUAACUCCGGCAUCCCUCGAAGAGGUAUACAAGCAGCAUUGCAAAGACAAUGUCCAGAGCCCCGAUGACCUGGCGGAUCACGAAUGGGAAGACGACUUUUUGGAUGAAGAGAAUGUAGAUGAGGUUGAAGCCCAGCAAGUUGUUCAGCACCUGCAGGAGGAGGCUCAGUUGACAAUGGCAUGUGCUUCUGAUGACUUUGAGCUGGAAGCUGAUCUGCAAGCAGCUGAUUUGGGGAAGAAUAUGCCAGACAUGGCUGAUUUGCGAAAUGUCAUUGAUGCCCCGCAGGAUGCUGCCGAUUGCGCUGCCCCGUUUGGCCACAGGAACGAGGGACCAAAAAGCGAACAGCCACGGACACUGCAUCAUGCGGUGUGUUUCAUGACUGGCCCUCUGACAGCAUCGGCCAUGUUCAACAGGAUCUGGAGGCUCGUCAUGUACCUUCGGUACUGGCAGGAUGGCGGUGACAGGCACUGGAUCCCGAACCCCAGGAAUAGCAGACGGACAAGCUCGAAGCUGAAUUGGUACCAGUGGAAUGAGAAGAAGAUCAAGGAAUUGUCCAUGGAAGAGGACGAUGUGAAGUACAGAAAGAGAGCCGGGCGCUUGGACAAGUGGAAGCAGCUUGCGCGAGAGGCCGCAGACCAGCGGGCCCAGAGCACUGGGCAGAAUAUUACGCUGCCUGAAAGUAUCGAGUCCGGAAACAUCGUGCUCGCGGUUGUCUCCAGAAAGUGGCGUGGUGUCAAUGUGCGAUCGGGGAUUAUCGGCAUGGUGCUGACGAUUUGGGUGGGGGCAAAGAAGCCCAGGCCAGCCACAAGGCAAAUCAGCAUCAAACAAGCCGUGGCAAUCCGCGUUGUGGAAAUGCAGCCGGCCUCGCCAGAUUUCCACGACAAGUACACAGCGUCAGACAAAUCUAUGGUCUUCAUGCUGCAGCCACAUUGCAUCGUGUCUGUUCUGGACAUUGUUGAGCACGAGAACACGUCAGAGCUGACCACAGUGACGCUCAGUCCUGAGUCCAUCUUGCUCGCAGGGCAGAUGGAUUCCAUUAGUGAGUGGUGGCCGCCUUUGGAUCCGGCAGACCCGAAGAAUGCUGCUCAGGGAGACUUGUAUCCUGCUCGAAAACGUGGCAGAAAGAAACGCCGUGCCAAUGAGAAGGAGAAGAAGACGGCGCCCAAGCCCAAGCCCAAGAAGAAGGGAUUGAAGAAGGCAAAGCAGGACAAACGCAAAGGUGCCCUAGCUCUGGAUUCAAGCUCAGAACUUCCUGCAUCGGCUUUCAAGAAAAGUCUGUCUGGCAAAGCGUGCGUGGUUGCAAUGAUGGAGAAGAUUCUUGUCGCGGACCGCCAGAAGUUUGAGCAGCGCCCGCUCUUCACGGUGGAUGGUCUUUGCCGGAUGAAGGUUGGGAAAUGCAAGAAUGUUGAGUGGUCCAAGAUCCGAGAUGAAGCCUACCAUUUCUUUCUCGCAUUGUAUUCUACCAAGGCAGGUAUCCGGUGGAGUGAAGCUGUGCAUGGACGCUUGCAGCAGACGUUGAGGUCUCUUGAGAAAGAGGUCCCCAAUCGCAAGCCGUGGCUCCGCCUCAUCAAAGAGAUUUGUGACAAGUUCUGCUGAGGGUCCCUGAUGGGGUUGGUGAAUGAGAGAUGGUGGGAGUGAUAAUAGAUCACCUUAGUGUGAUCCGUUGAGAGUUUCCCGACGGCUCCUGAUGCACGUAAUUGAGUAGAAAAUGUUACAAGAUGUUGCAUCUCUUGCAAUGUCCACUAGGUAGGGUAGGGCUGAUUUCCUCUGGCCAGUUAGCGUUUGCGUGUGGUGUUGCAGUAUGUGGUAUUUCUGGAAUUUUCUGGAUGUUUG
Durusdinium trenchii is the source of this 5011-nucleotide messenger RNA. The record is from the annotation of a GenBank genome assembly. Lineage: Eukaryota; Dinophyceae; Suessiales; Symbiodiniaceae.